UUAAAGAAAAACUACCAUCACAAAAAAGACAAGACACCACUCAAACAACUGAACAAGAAGCUGUUACUGAAAGUUUUAAUAUUGCACAACCUCCUAUUAUUACUAUGGAAGUUAACAAAACAUCUGACACUACACCUUUACCUCUUGAUAAAGAGAAAACUAAAGAAACUGAUACAGUUACUAAAACUAUAACCAAUAACAAAAAAGAUGAAAUGAACGUUAACGGUCCUUUUGACGUAUCUGAAAAUACUAUUAACACUACUUUAGUAGCAUUUGCUAUGCCACUCCUUAGUGCUGAAAAAUUUUUCGCAUAUUUUCCACUUGAAAAAUACCCUAGAGCUAACUUCCAAUAG
Molecule: messenger RNA, 353 nt
Organism: Funneliformis caledonium
Lineage: Eukaryota; Fungi; Glomeromycota; Glomeromycetes; Glomerales; Glomeraceae
Source: the annotation of a GenBank genome assembly